Cuscuta campestris is the source of this 1795-nucleotide messenger RNA. Lineage: Eukaryota; Viridiplantae; Streptophyta; Magnoliopsida; Solanales; Convolvulaceae. The record is from the annotation of a GenBank genome assembly.
UAUCAGUUCAUCAGUGAUAGAAUCUUUGAUUUUUCCACGCAAAUUUCGUGGUAUAUAGCAAUUCAAAGCCGAGUGUCUUUUCUGUAAUCUGCUGUGUUCACAUCAUUCAAAUGAAAUGAGAAUUCAAAUGGUUGAUUCUAUCUGGUUCCUGGGCAAAGCAUAAAGUCUGCAAUUCUGUGUGAGGGUUAUUUUUGUGCAAGCAAUCAACAUGACUUCAUCCUCAGGUCAUGACCAUUCAGAUAAUAGUGAGAAGGAACAACAUCAAAACAACUCAGAGCAUGAAGUUCAGUCUUCAUCAGAUUUGAUUCCUCACCCUGGAGUCAUUGUACCGUUGGCUUAUGCAAUGCCUCCACAUGAUGGAAAUGGAAAUCCUAUGGCACAGAUGAUGUAUCCAUAUCCAGAUCCUUAUUACAGACCCAUAUUUGCUCCUUACGAUACACAGCCUUAUGCUGCACAACCUUACCCAGUUCAGCCAAUGCCAGCUUCCUUGUUUGGAUAUGGUCUGUUGUCAUCCCGGGCCGAGGCCGAGCGCAUGCUAUGUCUUCGGAAAUACCUUGGUGGAAGGCCAGCAGAGGGUGGUCCGAGGACGGCCGACCCUGCCGAGGCCGAGCAUGUGCUGUUGCCGAGAGCCCCUUGCUGUGAUAAAGCAAGUGUGAAGAAAGGGCCAUGGUCACCUGAAGAAGACGCCAAGCUGAAGGACUUCAUUCACAAAUACGGCACUGGUGGCAAUUGGAUUGCUCUCCCUCACAAAGCUGGGUUAAAGAGAUGUGGGAAAAGCUGCAGGUUGAGAUGGUUAAAUUACCUUAGGCCAAACAUAAAGCAUGGUGAGUUCUCUGAUGAAGAAGAUAGAAUCAUUUGCACCUUAUUCGCCUCCAUUGGAAGCAGGUGGUCAAUAAUAGCAGCACAAUUACCAGGGAGGACAGACAAUGAUAUCAAGAACCACUGGAACACAAAGCUCAAGAAGAAGCUCAUCAACCUUAUGAUCACUAAUAAUCACAAUAAUUACAAUAACCAGCAGAGCAGAUCAUCAAUUACAACUACAACAACCAAAUCUUCAUCAUCAUCAUCUUCUUCUUCCUCACUGCUCUUUCCUCCUCCUGAUCUUCAACAUGAUGAACAUCUCCCAUUUCAUUGCAAUCCUGCCCCAGACACUUCCUUUUCUGCCCUUGCAGAUCAAUACCAUCACCAGCCCUAUUCUUGCACUACCAGCCUCUUUCAAAACCAAGACCAUCUUCAGCAGGGUUUCUUGAAUCUCACUCACUUUGGGGUCACUAACAAUGUGGUCACAUAUGUGGGAAACAAUGAGCCCAAGUAUGAACCCAAGCAAGAAAAAGAAGAAGAGGGUGAUUAUGAUUUUCUUCUUCUUCAUCAGCAGCAGCAGCAGCUGGUGAUGAUGAACACUUGUUUCCAUGCCACAUAUGGGGGGCAUUUUGGGAAUUUUGACAACAGAUUUGAUGAAGGUGAGAUUUUGCAGGAACACAAGUUGUUUCUUGACUACUGUGCAGGAGCUGGUAGUGUUAUAAGUGAUGACCAGCAGCAGCUUCAAGGAAAUGAAGGGUAUUUUGGGAACAAUGCUUGCAUGAACAUUAACAAUGAUCAUCUAGAAACUGUUAAGAAGGAGAUGAUGAUGAUGAGGUACUACUAACAUUGCUGAGUGUACUACUCCUACUACUACUACUACCCUGUCAUCAUCAUCAUCAGGCUAGCCAAGUAGAAAAAUGAUGAAGAUUUGAAAGGGCAUGGCAUGGCAUGGAUGAUGAUGAGUACUUUGCUUGAUUAAAUUUCAUAUCAGUGU